AUAACAUGAAGUUAUAAAGGAGGACGCGGAUGAUGAAAAGUCACGCUGUUGGUGGCCGUCCCUCGGACCUCAGGUCACCCUCAAAACUUCCAGGAUGCUGCGCACGGCGGUUCUCUCGCUGCUGCUGGCGGCGGCAGUGCGGGCCGACACCCCGGCCAACUGUAGCUACUCCGACAUCCAGGGCGAGUGGCUGUUCUACUCGUCGGAGCCGACCGGCGACAGCAGCAUCCAGUGCGAUGACGCCACGCCGAUGGACACGGUGAUCGCGCUGUCCCUGCAGGCCCCCAACACAGUGGUGGACACGUUCGGCAACGUGGGUACCUGGACUCUGAUCUACAACCAGGGCUUCGAGGCCACCGUCAACGGACGCACCUACUUCGCCUUCUCCUACUACACUCAGGACGGUGAGGAGGUGACCAGUCUGUGUGACCGCACGUUCCCGGGAUGGUCUCAUGACGUCACAGUUCGUAACUGGGCCUGUAUCCGAGGCCAGAAGCAGGGACCGAGCAUGCCCAAAACGCACCGCGUUCGACUGGCUGAUGCCGCCAAGGCUGCCAAGAAGUAUGUCAACAACCACGCACUGAUUGCCGCCAUCAACGCGCGCAAGGACAGCAAGUUCACGGCCAAGGCGUACCCGCAACACGAGAAGUACACCGUGGCGGAGAUGUACCGACGCAGCGGCGGAGCCAGGUCGCACCUGCCGCAGCGGCCCAAGGCGGCUCCGAUGACCGAGGAGCACCAGGAGAUCAUCAAGUCUCUGCCGGCGAGUUUCGACUGGGGUGACGUCAAUGGAGUCAGCUUCGUCCCUCCCGUCCGUGACCAGGCCAACUGCGGCUCGUGCUACGCCUUUGCCUCGAUGGCUGCACUCGAGUCACAGGUGCGCAUUCUCACCAACAACACUCAGCAGCCCGUCUUCUCACCCCAGGACAUUGUCAGCUGCAGUGAGUACAGCCAGGGCUGCGACGGAGGAUUCCCAUACCUGAUCGCCGGAAAGUACGCCAAGGACUUUGGCGUGGUGGCGGAGUCUUGCAACGAGUAUCAGGCUGUGGACACGGCCACCUGUGGCACGGACUCGAGCUGCGGCCGCACCUACACCGCCACCUACCAGUAUGUCGGAGGUUACUACGGCGCCUGUAAUGAGGCCGUCAUGAUGGAGUCGCUGGUCAACAACGGGCCCCUGGUCAUUGGAUUCGAGGUGUACGACGACCUGCGUCCGUACCAAGACGGCGUGUACCACCACGACUUCACCCUGGACCACCUGAAGAGCAGCGAGUUUGAUCCCUUCGAGCUGACCAACCACGCCGUGCUCAUCACCGGGUACGGCGUGGAGGACGGCGUCAAGUACUGGAACGUCAAAAACUCGUGGGGAAACGACUGGGGCAACGGCGGGUACUUCAAAAUCCGUCGCGGAACUGACGAGUGUGGCAUUGAGAGCAUCGCAGUUGAAACUAAGGUGGUGCUCUGAGACUGGCGCUGAAACGCUGGUGAAGGACUCGGCAGUGGAAACAAGAUCCAGCGCGGUAACGAUGAAUGUGCCAUUGAAAGUCUGGCGGUUGAGGUCAAGGUCGUCCUCUGAAGGGGUCAAGGUCGUUCUCUGAAGAGGUCAAAGCCAUGUUCUGCCGAGCAAGAUAAUCGCGACCUUUCACCCCAAUGAAUGUUGUGUGUGUACAUGUAUGUUUUUGAGGUCAUAAACUGUCGUUAAACAAAUAUAGGACCUCCUGGA
Molecule: messenger RNA, 1723 nt
Organism: Amphibalanus amphitrite
Lineage: Eukaryota; Metazoa; Arthropoda; Thecostraca; Balanomorpha; Balanidae
Product: dipeptidyl peptidase 1-like
Exons: 13
Coding region: 95-1465 (456 amino acids)
Cellular component (GO): lysosome
Molecular function (GO): cysteine-type endopeptidase activity
Source: RefSeq, a predicted model, not a curated record